This is a messenger RNA of Aspergillus wentii DTO 134E9, 708 nucleotides long. RefSeq lists its product as uncharacterized. NCBI's taxonomy places the organism in Eukaryota, Fungi, Ascomycota, Eurotiomycetes, Eurotiales, Aspergillaceae. The transcript has a single exon. The record is from RefSeq and is a predicted model, not a curated record. Bases 129 to 521 code for a protein of 130 amino acids.
GCAGAAUGCAACACUAUAGCCCCUCAAGGCUACACAAAACAACCUCCCGCCAUCUUCCGCUCUUCCAGACCGGAUGGUGAUCCACGGAAUGGAAUCUCUUCUAUUCCAAUUGGCUUUAGGGCUGGGAAAUGAAGAAAACAAUGGAUGGAUCCGGAUUUGUGGGUACUGUUGCUUUUUCUGUUUUUCACUUUUUUUUUUUUUUUUUUUUUUCCCAUUCCUCUUGCGUCAGUGUGGUGAUGCUGUCCAUGUUGGGGAAUGAGGUCAUUAUCGUGAUUGGCCUAGACAUCAUCCUCUGCGAUUCUGGAAUAUCGUCGAUUGAGCGGUCUAGAAAUGCUAAUGAUGUGUUUGUUUGUUGUGCGUGUGAAAAAAAUUUUCAUCGCUAUGGGGUCAUUCUGACUGGGAAUUUGCUCAUUACUGGAUGGCAUCAGUAUUCCAGAACAUUGCGUUUUCUGCUGACUACCUCACUCUUUGGAUACAUCAAUCAUUAUUCAAAUCUACUCGACUCGACUCGUUCUUGUUAAUACAUCAUUAUUCAGUUGGGUAUCCUAGUUAUAAUACAAAUACUAUGCAAUGCACUUCUCACGCUGCAUCAACCUCCAUUGGAUCGCCGCCUCCGCCUGCUACAGGGGUUGGUGUAGCUGCGACAGGCGUAGCUGCUACCGAUGGAGCUGACCCUGCUGCUGGUGUAGCUGGUGUAGGUGUAGAAGC